This is a messenger RNA of Psylliodes chrysocephalus, 745 nucleotides long. The record is from the annotation of a GenBank genome assembly. Lineage: Eukaryota; Metazoa; Arthropoda; Insecta; Coleoptera; Chrysomelidae.
AAUUAUUAAAGUAAAAUAACUGAAGGUUAAGUUUAAAAUAAAAUUUUAUUAGGUAGGUAUGACAGCUUCACAAGAAAAAUAUAGGAAAUUUAAAGAUGCCGAAGUAGAUGUUUUAAUGCUCUUGGUCGACAAAUACAAGGGUAUAAUUGAAAAUAAACAGACGGAUGCCGUUAUGUGGAAGGAGAAGAAUGCUGCUUGGGUUAAACUUACUGAGGAGUUCAAUGCCACAAGUGGACACUCAUUUAGAACCCUCAAAAAAUAUAAAGGGAAAAUACGAAAAUAUAAAAAAAAAUGCUAAAAAGAAGUUUUCCGUCGAAAAGCAAAAUAUUUACAUAACAGGUGGGGGCAUUCCAGAACCUGUUAAUAUUACCAAUAUUGACGAAAAGGUAAAAGAACUCUUGGGAAUAAAUGUUCACGGCAUGGUGAAUGAAUUUGAUGGUGAUACAUUCGAAUUUGAAAAUAUGAAUGUACCAUCAACUUCAAAAGCUGAAGAGACAAAUUGGGCACAUUGGUCUCCAAAAUUGUUAAAAACCCCAAUUUCUACUCCAUUGUCAGUUAGAAAGCAACCGACCAUUGAAGUAAUGGAAGAGACUGAGGAAGAAAGAAAUACUGAAUAAGUGGAAGUUGAAGAAGUGGAGGUUGAAGAAAAAAAAAAAGAAUUUUCAAUUUCCUGUCCUAAAAAAACACAUACAUUACCAAGUUAAUACCUAUUAUGUUCAUUUUCUUUAUUUUUCGGACCCUGUUA